AUGUGUUUAUCAUUGCUGAACGUGAACGUUUGCCAAUUCGAUGAUUGUGGACUUCGCUUUGCUAACCUUCAUGAUUUGCUGCAUCACAUAGAGGAUGUCCACAUCCCUCCAAUAGAAGAGAAAAUGAUGAAAGAGGAACAUACUAUUAAAACAACAGAAUCAGAAGAAGAUUCUUCAAAAGAUGAAAUUGAAGUGGGAUAUCCUCUAAGCGUUGUUCAUAGAUUCUUCAGAAAGCUUCCACCGGAGAAACCUGUUCCAAUCAAACGUGAAAUUAUUAAACUUGCAAUUGGUCACUACAGGCCAGUUGCACGUUUUUCUAGAAAAAAACCAAUACUUUCUGCAGUUACUAAUGGAAUAGGUCACGGAUAUUCUGGAAUUAAGCGCUUUGAUCAACGUGAAAUAUCAAAUGACCCACACAAAAGUCAAGAGUGUGUGGAUCAUGAGAAGGGGACUGAUGAAAGACGCUACAAGUGUCCAGUUGAAGGAUGCAACAAGCGAUAUAAAAAUUUGCAAGGAGCACGUUAUCACGCGCGUCAAAUACAUGGGUAUGAUGACAGUAACAACGCAAACAGCGCAGUGUCAUUUGACUUGACUGCAGCAGUCCCUGGGCAAGUUGCGCCAUUAAUACGGGGUACCAGCAGCAAAUAUUCAAACUUACGUCCUUAUAAGUGCAGCCAAUGUUCAAAGCGAUACAAGACUAUUGUUGGGUUAAAUAAUCAUGUUCAACAAACGCAUCAGCGAAUCAACAGCGUUGUGAAUUCAGCUUUGUCAACGAAUUUGGUACCUGUUUCACCGUCAGCAGUUUCUAUAUCUGCUAAUAAUAUUGCCACGCCACCUGCAGCUACUCACAUUUAUGUUCGCAAUUUCACAUUUUCUAAAAAUGUCUCAGAAAGUAACGAACAUAUAACAGUACCUCCAAAUUAUUUGGCACCCACAUCUAUCCAAAAUGCAGCUCAAUUACGAGUUAAUACCCAAGCCUUCCAUUCAUUUUCAUCAUCUAUUGGACAUCAGUAUCAACAACAGCAGACCAGUGCUGUUACAAAAAUUUUAUCAGUCGCCAGUAAUACCGCAGUGAAGAAUAUGAAUGUGUUAUCGGCUUAUGGCCCUCAAACAAGUACAGAAGUAAUCGCAUCCGUCAGUCGUCAGCCUGACGUACCACAGAUAUUAGGUAACAGAACAGUAAGGAACAUCCUGCGGAAGUGUGCCCAACAAACAGAAGAGUGA
Thelazia callipaeda (thelaziosis nematode) is the source of this 1224-nucleotide messenger RNA. The record is from the annotation of a GenBank genome assembly. Lineage: Eukaryota; Metazoa; Nematoda; Chromadorea; Rhabditida; Thelaziidae.